Molecule: messenger RNA, 1905 nt
Organism: Ipomoea triloba (trilobed morning glory)
Lineage: Eukaryota; Viridiplantae; Streptophyta; Magnoliopsida; Solanales; Convolvulaceae
Product: serine/threonine-protein kinase STY46-like
Exons: 16
Coding region: 307-1620 (437 amino acids)
Biological process (GO): protein phosphorylation
Molecular function (GO): ATP binding; protein kinase activity
Source: RefSeq, a predicted model, not a curated record
GGAGGAGGAGGAGGAGGAACUUACGACAUAAGGAACGAAGUGUACAAGCGGCUGUUGGAGAGUGGGAAUGAGGAGGUGACUAGAAAUCCGGAAUUGCUCAGGGAGCAGUUGGAAGCUCACUUCAUUCGCUUGCCUUCUAGUUAUGGGCUGGAUAUUAAUUUGGAUAGAGUGGAAGAUGUGUUAUUGCAUCAAAAGCUUCUCAUACAAGCAAAGGAUAAGCGCCUUGCUUACCAUGUCCGCUUUCUAGAGAAUUUUUUGACUAGAGUCGAUGAAACUGAAGAUCAAGACAUUUUAAAAUCUUCUUCCAUGUCAAAGCGACAUUUCAAUGUAAACGAUGAUGAAGGGACCUCGCAUUCUGAUAGAAGGACUAGUUUGGAUGACUUUGAAGCCUGCUCUAAGCUUAAGGAUCUAAAUUUGGAUGUUAGAAAGAAAUUCAAUGGCACAAGGGUGGGAAGUUCUGAAGAAAAUAUUAUCGGAAGGGAGGUGGUUUCAUGUAUUCCAAUCCAUGAAGUAAUAUUUUCUACCAUUGACAAGCCCAAGCUUCUUAGCCAGCUUUCUGCUUUGCUCUCUGACAUAGGACUUAACAUCCGUGAAGCUCAUGUAUUCUCCACAACUGAUGGCUACUCGUUAGAUGUAUUUGUGGUGGAUGGAUGGCCUGUUGAGGAUCCAAAGGUUAUGCUUGAAGAAUUGGAAAAGGCAAUUGCUAGAAGUGAGGGGUCAUGGUCUGGUUCUUCACAUUCUCAGUCAUCAGUGGAAAAAGCUAUUUCUGCACAAGCAAAAUUUGAAGAUUGGGAAAUUGACAGAAGAUUACUGAAGAUAGGGAAAAAGAUUGCAUCAGGAUCUUGUGGUGAUCUGUAUCGUGGUGUAUAUCUUGGUCUUGAUGUUGCGGUGAAGGUCCUUAGAUCUGAACAUUUAAAUGACUCUUUGAAGAAGGAGUUUGCUCAAGAAGUUGCUAUUUUAAGGCAGGUUCAACAUAAAAAUGUUGUACGCUUCAUUGGUGCCUGCUCAAAACCACCUCUGUUGUGCAUUGUCACAGAAUACAUGUCUGGUGGAAGCUUGUAUGAUUAUUUGCAUCGGUACCAUAAUACGUUGAAGCUCUCACAACUAUUGAGAUUUGCAAUUGAUGUUUGCAAAGGAAUGGAAUAUUUGCAUCAAAACAAUAUAAUCCAUAGAGAUCUGAAAACUGCAAAUUUGCUUAUAGAUGAAGACAAGGUUGUAAAAGUGGCAGAUUUUGGUGUUGCUCGGUUCCAGAGUAAAGAGGGUGUUAUGACAGCUGAGACUGGAACAUACAGAUGGAUGGCCCCUGAGGUGAUAAAUCAUCAAGCGUAUGACCAGAGAGCAGAUGUAUUCAGUUUCGCAAUUGUUCUUUGGGAACUUGCAACAGCCAAGGUCCCAUAUAACACCAUGACCCCUUUACAAGCUGCAGUAGGUGUGAGACAGGGUCUUCGACCAGAAAUUCCUACUGAUUCACACCCUAAGCUGGUUGAGUUGAUGCAGAGAAGUUGGAAAGAAGGUCCUAGUGACCGACCUUCGUUCUCUGAUUUAAGAGUACAACUUGAGGAGCUCCUAAAGGAUGUUAAUGUUGAGGAGGAUGCCACUGAAGCAGCAAAGGGAAGCUGAAUAGAAGAAUACUCUCAAUCUAAUAUCCAUAUGCGGCAUAUACAUAUAUUUUGACAUUUACCACUUUUACACGUUUUAGAAUUUUGACGUUUACCACUUUUACACGUUUUUGAAUUUUGAAAUGAUCAUAGUAUAGUAGAGGUAAAUAGCAUUACGAUUGAAUGCUAGGGUUUUUGUUUCUCCAUACCCCACCCCCACCCCCAGUCACUGUUAACAUCUUUGUAAAUGAAUUUCUUUUUUUUUUUUUGAUGCAGCCAGCUGGUAUGUUGUUGAUGCUUACUUUUA